Messenger RNA from Cydia pomonella (codling moth), 1879 nucleotides. It is a transcript of the gene ScsbetaG, whose product is annotated as succinate--CoA ligase [GDP-forming] subunit beta, mitochondrial. The record is from RefSeq and is a predicted model, not a curated record. Gene Ontology annotation, cellular component: succinate-CoA ligase complex; mitochondrion. The transcript has 4 exons. Gene Ontology annotation, molecular function: ATP binding; succinate-CoA ligase (GDP-forming) activity. Gene Ontology annotation, biological process: tricarboxylic acid cycle; succinyl-CoA metabolic process. Lineage: Eukaryota; Metazoa; Arthropoda; Insecta; Lepidoptera; Tortricidae. The coding region runs from base 239 to 1510 and encodes 423 amino acids.
GAAACGUGUCGUAAUGUCAAACUUUUGACAUUUCACUGUGCGUGAGAUGUGCUUCGGUCCCCAUCAAAGUAGAUAAGUUUUCCUCUGUCUACCCUUAUCUAUCUUUUACGCCGGCCGGAGACCCUAUCUAUUGUGAUAAUAUCGAAGCGAGGUAACAAUAGGCGUUUUUGCAGUGACCUCAUAAUCAAUACAUAAUUUAACACCAAGGUUAGAAACAGGUGUACAAAGUUCGGUCGCUAUGGCUGCGAUGAAAAAUACCAAGAAUAUUAAACUUUUCACCUUUCUGGCUUCGAAAUGUAAUACUCAAGUGAGCACGAGAAGAUUCUUGAACCUACAAGAGUACCACAGCAAAGAUCUAUUAAGGAAGCAUCAGGUAUCAGUUCAGGACUUCCGUAUUAUUGAUACCAAACUAGAUCCUAAACCACUCGGCGACUUCAAAGCUGAUGAGUACGUGGUGAAGGCCCAGAUCCUAGCCGGCGGCAGAGGUAAAGGUCAUUUCGAUAAUGGAUUUAAAGGGGGAGUUCAUUUGACCAAAAAUCCCAAAGACAUAAUGGGCUUAGCAAAAAAUAUGUUAGGUCAUAAAUUAAUAACCAAACAGACUCCAAAGGAAGGCAUAAAAGUAGAAAAAGUCAUGGUGGCCGAGAGUGUAAACAUCAAACGCGAGACAUAUUUGAGCAUAAUAAUGGAUAGAAGUUUUAAUGGUGCAGCUUUGGUAGCAUCGCCAGCAGGUGGCAUGGAUAUAGAGGCUGUGGCGGAGAAAACGCCCCAUUUAGUGAAGACUUUGCCCAUUGACAUAUAUGAGGGCAUUUCUGAUACUGUAGCAAUUGAGAUUGCAGAUUUCUUAGAGUUCAAAGGUGAUCUAAAGAAGAAAUGUGCUGAGGAGAUUAAAAAAAUGUGGCAAUUGUUUACAAAGGUGGAUGCAACCCAACUUGAAAUAAACCCUUUAGUGGAGACAGACGAUGGACGAGUGGUUGCUGUGGAUGCUAAGAUCAACUUUGAUGACAAUGCUCAGUUCAGGCAGCAAGAGAUAUUUGCAUUGGAUGAUGAUUCUGAAUCAGAUCCUAGAGAGAAAGAAGCAGCUGCUCUCAACCUCACAUAUAUAGACAUGGAUGGAAGCAUUGGCUGUAUGGUGAAUGGGGCUGGUCUGGCCAUGGCCACUAUGGACCUGAUUGCACUGAGUGGUGGCCAGCCUGCAAAUUUCUUAGACCUUGGAGGAGGUGUGGGUCAAGCACAGGUCUCGGCAGCGUUGAGGAUUUUGGAGUCAGAUCCGAAAGUGAAAGUUGUAUUUGUCAAUGUUCUUGCUGGCAUUGUGAACUGUGCUACAGUUGCUAACGGAAUCGUGGCAGCUUGCAAAGCAAACCCACCAAGGCAUCCUAUAGUCAUCAGGCUGCAAGGUACAAACUCAGCCACAGCUAAGAAAAUCCUUGAGGAGUCCGGCUUGCCCUUGCACAUGAUAAAUGACGCGGAUAAAGCUGCCCAAACCGCAGUGAGAUUAGCUAAUUCUAAGUAAAAAAGAAACUAAACAAGCAAAAGAAUCAACACUUUUAUGUUCAAUAUGAAAUGUUAGUCCUCAAACAUUUAAAGUGAGACAACUUCAUGUUGGUAAUGAAUUAAUGAUGAACAUGGUGUUGAUGCAAAAUUAUCUUUACAGGUUUUUAUGUUACAGGAAUUGUUAUGUUAAUCAUAGUUUAUGUAGUGAGAUGUAUUACACCAUUUAACUAAUACAAAAUCAUUUUGAAGACUGAUUUGCUAACACCAUACUAAAAUUGUACAUAAUGUUUUUGUAUUUUUCUUUUAUUCAAUGAAAUGGUCUUCCAUGUACUUGGCUUUGUUUUAAUCUAUAUCGUCCGAUGUAUGAAAAUUAGAGUUGUUAUUGGAA